CUUCUUACCAACGACUUGACCACGGCCAUCAAAGAAAUUUAUUGCUGUUCAUUAGGAUCAAUCUGGUACAAUUCAAUGGCAGGGAAGCCAGAUUUGACCUGACCCUCUUCCGGCGCUCCCAGAGCUGUGGACUGCCCUUCUUUCUUCCAGCCUGGGAUAAGUUGUACUGACUGUCGCUACACGAGCAAUAUUAGUAUGUUUACCCGCGUGCGACAGUGUCCCGAGUAUCGGCCACGAUCAAUGCCACUUUGGCGAACUGGGAAGCCGGAUAACAAUCAGCGAGCCCCUGGAUCAGACCUGACAGCUGUCACCUUUUGGUGCCUAGCUCGGCACGCCUUUUUCUCUGCCUGAAGAAUCUCACGUCCGGAAGAUGGCUGCUGUCAGUUCCUGGUGAUAGAGUCUCAAGCGAUUUAGUCUGACUGCAUUGGGAUCAUCCCUGUGUCUGGCAGCUUCGACAUGGUAUCAGUCAUAAGGUAGAAUCUGCCGCGCAAGAAUGCUUCCCUGUGUCUCUCUACCAUUGCUCGAAGGCAUCUGCGGCAUGUCUCGUUGAAUAUACACAUUUUGUGGCCAUUGACUUGAUCACAGAUUUAACACGCCAACCAUGCAAAACCACAUAUCCUCACUGGACGGACUCCGCGGUAUAGCCUGCUUUCUCGUCUACAAUUUCCAUUGGGCAUUUGAGAAUGGCUACGGCAACCGGACUGAAGGAAUGGCGUCCACCGUCAACCUGUGGUGGGAGCAACCGUGGAUCAGCUGGAUGUACGCCGGCAAGUCAAUGGUCUACGUCUUCUUCGUCAUCUCCGGCUAUGUCUUAUCAUACAAGCCAUUGACGCAGAUACACCAAAACCACGGUGCGACCGCGGCAACAUGCUACCCGACGCUGGCAUCAUCGGUAUUCCGACGCGGCAUCCGACUCUUCCUGCCUACCAUGAUCGAUACGCUUGUCACUGCGCUCCUAAUACGAACCUCAAUCUUCGAGAUGUCUAUCCGAACAUUCUUGGACACGAAGAUGAAGAAGUCGUAUCUAGACAUUUGGAUGGGCCCGAAAAGACCAGAGGACACCAUUUGGCAGGAGCUGCGCGUAGCCAUCAUAACAUGCUGGGGAUACAUAGACAGCGCAGUGAUACCGUGGAGCGAAAGAGAGAUCGACGUCCGAAAAUACGACGACGUUCACUGGACCAUCCCAGUCGAGUUCAAAUGCAGCAUGAUGUUGUUCAUACUUUUGAUCAGCACGGCACACAUCCGUACACGAGCUCGGCUUUUCAUCCACUGCUUGGCAUGCGUGUAUGCGUUUACGAACGGUCGUCAGGCUCUCUUCUGCUUUUUCGCCGGUAUGGUUCUGGCCGAGACAGAUGUCAUGGCAAGGAUAGCUGGCGCAGUACCCCCGCCUGCAAAAGACUAUCUCCUCAAUGCCCGGGAUCUUGAGGCUGCAAGCCGCGAAAGCAAGGAGUUCGAGAAGGGGUAUUUGCGCAGAACGAUGAAAAAGCCUCGCUGGCAGAGACCUGGCCGGGCCCUUCUCUGUUUGCGGCCGACUGCAUCACUGGCCCGGACGAUCACCCUCGUCUUCGGAAUCUACCUCAAUGUGGCGUCUUUGAAACCUCAAGCAGAACCAUCGAUGGGUUAUUCGACCGUAGUCGACAAAGUUGUGGCAUCAAUCUGCGGAAACAGUGACCCCGUUGAGGCCACCAGGAGUAUCGGCGCAGUGCUGGUCACUUGGACGGUAGCCAACAGCACUGAUACUUGCAUCGGCUUCCUCUUUUCCAACAGGGUUGCUCAAUGGCUAGGCAAAAUCUCAUUCGGAAUCUACCUUACACAUUUGGACGUUAUUCGGAUUCUCGGGCUCAGCCUGGUCCCCAUCUUCUAUCGAGUCGGAGCUGGAGUUGACAUUCUUCCAAAUCCAUACAUAUGGCAUGAAGGUGGCGGGCUAUCGGAGUGGCAGAUUUUCAAAGUUGUGAUCUUGGGGUGGCUCACCUGUCUGCCCUUUGUCCUGAUAUGCGGGUACCUGUUUUGGUAUCAUGUUGAUCAGAGAGUCGUGAGAUUCUCAAAAUACGUUGAGGAGAGAUUGAAGAUGCCCAAAGCGUCGAGGAAAGGGUGACGGAGUUCGAUAAUGCGAGAAAUCAAUACUAAUAAUAUAUUCGGUAAACGAGGC
Exophiala xenobiotica is the source of this 2149-nucleotide messenger RNA. RefSeq lists its product as uncharacterized. The coding region runs from base 602 to 2095 and encodes 497 amino acids. Gene Ontology annotation, molecular function: acyltransferase activity, transferring groups other than amino-acyl groups. Lineage: Eukaryota; Fungi; Ascomycota; Eurotiomycetes; Chaetothyriales; Herpotrichiellaceae. The transcript has a single exon. Gene Ontology annotation, cellular component: membrane. Gene Ontology annotation, biological process: polysaccharide biosynthetic process. The record is from RefSeq and is a predicted model, not a curated record.